Molecule: messenger RNA, 459 nt
Organism: Caenorhabditis briggsae
Lineage: Eukaryota; Metazoa; Nematoda; Chromadorea; Rhabditida; Rhabditidae
Exons: 2
Coding region: 1-459 (152 amino acids)
Source: RefSeq, a predicted model, not a curated record
AUGUCUUCUGAUAAUAUCACUCUCUUUUUUGACAAUGUAACUUUAUUUGAUGGCAACUUUACCAUUCCCGAAGUAAACGCCACCAUAAUUGAGUCAACUGUAAUUCCUUACCUUUUUAAAUGGGCUCACUCAGACAUGGCCAGGUGGAGUUUCUUCAUUGCAUUUUGCACUUGGAUCCCGACUGGACUUCUUAUAUUUCGAUCUAUUUACAAAGUCUACAAAUCUAAUAAGAUAAUCAAAAAUUCUAUCUCUACACAACUUUGUGUGACAGUGAUGAAUAUUGUGCUUUCCAUUUUCUCUCAUCUAUCUCAAGAAAUUUUCGGUGAUUUGAUCUCCAUUCUCCCGUUUACUCACAAUAUUGGAAACUUGUUCAUCGCAGUUAUUUUUUGGGCUACGCACCCGAUAUUUGGAAGAAACGGAUUAAUCAGUACUUACCGUAUGGAAACCAGAAAUCAGUAA